Molecule: messenger RNA, 4481 nt
Organism: Actinia tenebrosa (Australian red waratah sea anemone)
Lineage: Eukaryota; Metazoa; Cnidaria; Anthozoa; Actiniaria; Actiniidae
Molecular function (GO): protein binding
Source: RefSeq, a predicted model, not a curated record
CAGAUUGACACGUUUCCUACUUUCGCUAUGAGUGAGUCGUUGGUCUUAAUUUCCCGGGGCAAAUUCCCUGUCCGAGACAUAAGUCAUACCUUACACGAAUUCCCAAAGAUACAGUGAUGUUWAUUUACUCGUACACGGAAGAAACAACAACAGGAUAGAUGUUGGCAUGAAUAAGCAAGGCUGACAAUGSCAGAAUCUGUGUGCACGAACUCCGCUGGGUGUGUUGAAGAUGACUGGGACAAAUUCYCCGUAAUUCUUCCUUAUUUGUUAAAGGAUAACCCAUUGUCAAUAGCUAUYAAAUCGAAUGAUGUUAAGACUGCCGCGACAUUAGUUAAAAAUGGCGGCGUAGGAAUAAAUGGCAUGAUUGGUGACUACCCUUGGCCAAUCCACAUGGCAGUGCAAGACAACAAUAAAGAUGCUUGUCGGCUCUUACUUCGUUAUAAUUGUGAGGUAAAUAGGGGCGAUGACGAAGGACAAACACCGCUUCAUCUUGCCACGAUUAAUACUGUAGCAAUGGAUAUUUUUGAAGAUUUGCUGGUUGCUGGUGCUAGUGUGAAUCAACAAACCAACAUGCAAGAGACCCCAUUGCACUUCGCUGCUCAGUAUGGAGAGAUGAGCAAAUUUGAAAGGCUCUGUAAGGAACCGCAGUUGAACGUACAUCUCUGUGAUUGCAAUGGAAAUAGUGCUGCUCACGAAUUGUUAAAUAUAACAUCUCCCGAUGAAAAUGCAAGCAAAAAUUUGCUUAAAGGAAUACACUUAUUGAUGGAACGAAGUAUUAAUAUUGAUGCGCAGAAUAAGGAAGGGUUGACUGCAUUGAUGUACUCUGCUUUGUCAAAUCUGGUUGGAUGUAGUAUUUUUAUGCUCAAAGCAGGAGCUAACCCUUUCCUGCAGGAUCGACAAGGGAAUUCAUUCCUGCAUUACUUGACAUGUUUACCUGACGUCCCCGUCUUCGAUAAGUAUUUCUUGGAUGUACUUGAAACAAUCGUUGAUUGCCACAUCCAACCGUCACUUCUUCUAAACGUCAAAAAUCUCCGGGGAGAUACUCCGUUUGCAUUUGCGGUCAAACAUCACAGUAUACAAGUUAUAGAGAAAUACAUUGAGUACGGAGCAGAUGUGAACUUACAAAACAACCUUGGUCGGUCAUUGCUUUUUGAGGCAAUAAGUAUAAAUUCAGCAGAAAAAGCGGAUUUGUUGCUAAAGAACGGCGCCGAAUUAAAUCUAACUAAUGUAAAGGCAGAGUCAGUUUUGCACUCGGGUUACAAUGUCGACAUUUUGAGGAUUCUCCUUGAAAACAAAGGUGAUUUCCUGGUUAAUGCGAAAGACAGUAAUGGACUUACUCCUCUGCAUCAUUGGGUAUUUUCCGAUCGAACUGAAGACGUAGACUUACUUCUCCAAUAUGGAGCUGAUGUUAACAUUAGGGAUGACUUCGGAUCAACACCAUUACAUUUUGCCGCCUGGUAUUGCUCUMCGACUGUUUCAGAAUUCCUAGAAACGAAAGGUKCAGAUCCGUUUCACGAAGAUGCAAUGGGUCGUCGACCAUCCGAUGUCAAAGAUCGGGACCGUUAUUACCGACCUGCAUGUCCUUUGUUUCCCAMUCUUGCCGAAGCCAUAGAAAACGAAUUUAAUCGGARGUCGCUCUCCGAUACCGAUAGUAGCGAGGACGACGUUGAUGUAUCUGAUCCAACCAGUGAAGAAGCGUUUACUUCAAAAGCAAUUGACAAAGAGAAUGCAAAAAUUAGCGUUUCCGAACUUUUAGAUUCAUCGGUGUAUGGCAUGGUCAAGUGGGAGGAUGAAGCACUUCAAAUAAAACAAGCAGUUAUAUGUCUACUUGAGAAGAUGUUAGCCAUCAUUAAGAACCUCGAUUGGCGAUUUGCUGCAACUUUAUUUAACACUGGUAGCAGCAGCGAAGGCACUUUAAUUUCGCAGCCACAUGAAUUCGAUUUUGUCUGCUAUUUGGAUAAUUUUUCAUCGUUAUGCGCUGUUCACGACAACCAUCGGCAAAUCGACGGAUACUGUCAGGCAAGGCUCAAAGACAAUGAACGCUAUGAAUUGUAUUCAGAAUUUUUCGAAGGCAACAGAAUGCUUGAUUGUGYACUUGUGAGGAAUAAAAUGAAAACUCUAUUCGAAAUAGCUUGGCAUCAGGGAGAACCAUGGAAAGAUACUAGGCUUUAUUUUGAAGAAAUAUUGGACCUAGCAGAUAAGCCAACAAUCAAUGCCGGGGUAAGAUGGGUAGGCUGCARGUACAAAAACUUAGAAAUUAGCGUUGAUAUAGUUCCUGCUAUAUACGUCCCUCCAUAUUGGCCAUCUCUGAUUGAUACUGGCUCACUCAGUCUCCUGWCAGAAGAUAUUAAGCUAGCAGGGUGUGCACUUCUUUUGCAAAACCCGAAUCUCAGUGAUUUCCUUGACAACGAAGACACUUACCUGCGUAUUUCUGUGGCUCCUGCUGAAGUUGCUCUGUUUCGUACUUUUCCACAAGCGGUGAAACGAAGCUACGCUCUGGCGAAGAUCAUGCUUCAGCCCGAUAUAUGUCCACGAAGACGUUAUGAAAACGAAUGCAUGGCGGUAUUGGGAGCAAGAGAUGAAAUAUCAAGCUACAUGCUCAAGACAAGUCUUUUGUACGUCUUGGAUGAGCAGCCAGAUCUUCUGGAAAGUGCUCACAAUCAAUGCGCAUCAAGUGAUGACUUCUUUGUCAAGCAAUUAACCAUCAAGAUUUUCCGCUACUUACACGCAAGAACAUGCUGCCGUAACUUGAAACCGUAUUUCUUGAACUUUUUGGAUAACACUGAUAUAUUUUCAUUUGAAUACAAGGAAUAUCUGAAUGACUCGAGCAAUGACCUUUCUUGUGCAGUGGAAAGACAAUGGGAACGGCGCAAGUAUUUUAUCGAACUGAUUAUUCAGAUAUUGGACAGAUUGGUUUACUGCAGCGCGUCAUGAGUUAGAUACUGAACAUCUAGCAUCAAUAUCAUAUUCAUUAAUYUGCAAAAUAUUGCUGAUCAAUACUUGUUGCUCUAGUGAUUUAUUGCAUGAGCUGGGUUGGGAAAAGUUGGAAGAUAGAAUGAUUAGACAACUAGCAGUAAUUAUGUAUAAGAUAAAUAAUAAUGUCUCAAWGCUAUCUUAAGAAAAUUUGAAAAUUUUCGUUUACGAGGCACAACUCURUGGAACAAAAUCCGUGUSGAARKCCGCAUUACAUGGAGACAUUAGUUGGAGCUUACUGGCCUCACUAUGACUCGCACGCUCCCAAUAGAUUUAGGCCGUUCGUUUCCACAAGCAACGCAAAGAGUCGAAAAAUUGUGAUUUAAGACAUAUUUUGUUAAACAAUUUUCCAGUCAAUAAUUACUAUAUAUUUCAGGAUCCCCCUAACUCCCUUCAUAACCCUAAGCAAAUACUAGAGUGAUUAAUAGAUUGAUUAAGUCAUUGACAAACCAAUGAUAAAUGCCAGUUUACUUGUAGUACAGUUUAGUUUUACAAUCAUCACCUUACUUUAAAAGGUACAUUCUAUUUCCUAGGCACUACGCAAUUUGCUUUCACAUCCACUAGGGUUUCUUUUAUUACGUUUAAACUAAUAAAGAUCAACUCCACUGGUUCUUUUAAGUUCAAUUUGAUUGACAUUCCUAAUAGAGUGCUGAUACUAUUAUACAUCCGUGAAAAAUUUUGUAAGAAAUUGCACAAAUUUGCCAAAAAUGUAGUAAGAUCAGUAAACCUCAGUAGGACAUACCUACAAAACUUUGCACUUAUCUGUACAAUGUUGUUAGUUACUUUUUCAUGGAUAUAUGGUAUGCACUCUAGUACACUAGUAAUUAGUUAAGCACUCCGGCCUUAAGUUAGUAAAAAAAGAAUGUAGGAAAACUGGAGUACCAAAGGGUUCAAAAAGCAUUCCUAGUCACAAAUGCAGAAGUAUGAGUUUUUAACUUAGAAUUCGACCUUUAUUAGGAUUUAUCAUUUACUAUGCCAAAAGUUCUUGCAUUCGAACUAUAUUGGAUAUGAAAAAUGUUUAAAGCAUCAUCACAUGGGUAUCUAUAUUGAGAUAACUAGUACAUUACUCUUACAGAGCAUUAUUAGUUAUAAGGAAUUCAGCAUUUUGAUUGGUUCAACUGCUCAACUUCAGGGGCGAAUUCCGGGAAGACGGGUGCUCGACAAGCCUUCCGCCUUCCGGUGAGGGAUUUUUCCUAAAGGAUGCUACUUGGAACAUAAAUUGCCCAUUUUGAAACUCGUUUCAAAAUUAUUGGACCGUCCCUGUGCCUGGCAUUUAUCAGCAUUUCAGAUAACAGCUUCAAAUAYGGAGCAAACUAACUUCCAGACAGUAUUCAAUUGACAGUGUGUCCUAUCGAUACCAAGUGAUUCAAUAUAUUUGUCUUAGGUUUUUGACAAUUUCAACAAGCGUCAUAAGAAGCACUGCACUACUAACCAAUCAAAAUGCAAACGCUAGAAACGAAAGGCUACGCCUAAUAGUUGAARAAAAGAUUAAAAGAAAAAUGAAUUCC